CAGUCGUCAGUCAGUGUAAUUUCUUGUUUUAUAAAAGCUAGUACUUUUUGAAUUUCAAAAAAUAACUCGCUAUUUAAAUGUAUUCUCAAUAUUCUUAAAAAAACUUAAAUGUUUAAAUAUUUUGUAGGAAAAUAUAAGUUACUUCGUUAAUUAUACAAUGUUUAGUGAUACUAAAAGUUGUAUUUUAAUUAAAUAGGACUAAAACUUGGGAAGCUUACUGUAAAAAGAAAAAGUUAAGAAGUAUAUAUUAAAGAAGGUGAUGUGAUGGCGUCUCCGUCCAAGCAUAGAAUGAAGAGGCAAUCAUGGUAUAUUCGGCUUAUGCACAAGAGAUUGCCUAUCACGAAAUGGCUGCCCGAAUAUAAUUCCCAGAAAGCCCUGGCCGACAUUAUUGCCGGUAUUACAGUGGGACUAACAGUAAUUCCACAGGCUCUAGCUUAUGCGACGCUGGCUGGAUUACCACCUCAGUAUGGCCUCUAUUCAUCGUUUGUGGGUUGCUUCAUGUAUAUUGUGUUCGGUUCCUGCAAAGAUAUAACCCUGGGACCAACUGCAUUACUUGCGCUAAUGACGUAUGAACAGAUACAAGGUCGCAACUUCGAUUAUGCCGUCCUACUGUGCUUCCUUACUGGCAUUGUACAACUCAUCAUGGGAUUAUUACAUCUAGGUGUUUUAAUAGAUUUCAUCUCUGUGCCCGUAACGGUUGGUUUCACAUCGGCGACUUCAGUAAUAAUAGCCGUGUCACAACUCAAGGGCUUGUUAGGUCUACAGUUCAAGUCCAGAGGAUUCAUAGAUACGGUUAAGAAGGUGAUUGUGAACAUUCCAAACGCAAAACUAGCCGACAGCCUUCUGGGGCUGACUUGUAUAGUCAUACUGCUUUUAAUGAGAAAAAUCAAGGAUCUAGACUUGCCUCCUCAUAGAAGAGGCCUCAAAAGAGCUGUAUGGCUGUUCUCUACGUCGAGGAAUGCGAUAGUCGUCCUAGUCUGCUCGAUAAUGGCAUUUAUAUGGGAAAAGAAUUCAGAAUCACCAUUCAAACUCACCGGCAAUGUUAAAGAAGGUCUACCGCCACUCAGUCUACCCCCAUUUGGCACAGUGGUGGAUGGGAAGAAUGUGACCUUGCUGGAGAUGUGUGCGGAUCUGGGCUCAUCCAUUGUUCUCGUUCCCAUCAUUGGAGUGCUGGGGAAUGUCGCUAUCGCUAAAGCUUUUGCAAGCGGUGAAUCGGUCGACGCGACGCAGGAGUUGAUAACGCUCUCGUUCGCGAACAUUCUCGGAUCGUUCCUUAGUGCGAUGCCGAUCACCGGAUCAUUCUCCCGUAGCGCUGUCAACCACGCCAGCGGAGUCGCUACACAAUUUGGAAGUCUUUACACAGGUAUAUUGGUGCUACUAGCUCUAAGUCUUCUUACUCCAUACUUCUAUUUCAUUCCGAAGGCGUCGCUAGCUGCCGUCAUCAUUUGCGCGGUGAUAUUUAUGAUUGAGUAUGAGGUAGUUAAGCCAAUGUGGCGUUCGCGCCGUGCGGACUUGGUGCCCGCGUUUGCGACGUUCGCACUUUGCCUUGUAGUGGGUGUGGAAUUGGGGAUCGUAGCUGGGGUUCUACUCAAUGUGAUACUGCUCCUCUACCCCAGUGCCAGGCCGCAGUUGGAAGCCGAAAUCGUUACGAAUCACUACGGCCUGAAUUACCUGCUAAUAACGGUCGGUAAUAGCCUCUACUUCCCGGGCGUGGAGUACAUUCGUCAGUAUGUAACGAGAGCUGCGAGCAAACAGUCCGGGAACGUGCCCGUUGUUAUCGACUGCAGAUACGUAUUGGGGGCUGACUUCACAGCUGCCAAAGGGCUGUGUGCAUUAUCAAACUCGCUAUCUGCCCGUGGGCAGCCAUUGCUGCUACUUUCGCCUCGAGCCAGUGUCGCCUCAGUGUUUAGUGGGGCGGGGUCUAGCGUGCUUGUAGUACUCAACGCUAACGAACUGGAUGUUACACUACAAGAAAUAACAGGGCAAAUUGCACUCUCCGUAAACCCAGAUGAGCCAAAACGUCCAUACACGUCAUUAAAGCAAGAUGAGUCACUAGAAGUCAUCGUAGCUGAGGAAAACGCAUCGCCAUUACUGACCACAGUGCAUAGAAAGAAAAUCAGUGAGGUAGACGAUACAUAACCACAGUGUAGUUCAGUAGAGUUUUGUAGAGGAUUUUUUUUAGAUUUAUAAGGAGUUGCGUAGACAAAUCAGUGAGCCACAGUAUAAAAAUAAGUUACCACAGAUAAUUGUACAAGAAUACUGGUACUAAGCGAUACUGUGCGCACAAUAAAAACCCUUUCAGAGGUCAGACAAUUGGUAUACGAUGAUAAAACCUAUCAUUCACCAGUGCUUUUAUAUUUUUUUUCAUAUGGCGUUUAAAAAAAUUAUAUCUCUAUAUAUAUAUCUCGGAUGUAUAUGAAUACAUGAUACCAUAUCUGUAUGUCAUGAAUGUUGAGUUUUUGUAUAACUUACAAUAAUGAACCUUCGGCUAUUCCGGCCUUUUGCCCAUACACUUGUAGCUGUUGGUAAUUUCUCUUAUAUAUUUUUUAAACAAUGAUGUGGAGGGAUUGCUGUCCGAUAUUUGUCUAACUUCAAAAUAAUUUGCAACAUAUAGAUCUGUCUUAUAAGAUUUCUUAACAUAUGAUUUUUUGUAUCAUUUCUAGAAUUGAUUAUAGUAAGUUAAAACUAGUUCCUAGCACCUACAGUACCUAUAUUUUUAAGUCUAAUUAUUAAACGUGGUAUUUGUUACUAUAGUUACGAAUUUUAUGUGAAAAUUGGUAACCAUGGUAACACAAAUCUUCAAACCGCGUUUAUAUAAAGCUGUAAUGGUCUUCAUAAACUUAUUAGAAUUGACUACUUUGAAAGAAUAUUUUGUCCUUUUUUAUUACCGGAUUGGUGAUAAGGAAAAUUUUUUUGUUAAAUAUUUUAGUAAGUUUUUGAGUACGACAGGUUCAUAUCCUACUCCGUAUCGAGUCACUUUCUCGUCUUGAGCGCUAUCAAAUAUGUGUAACUUUCUAUAAAAAAUGGUUUUACAGCCACUAGAUUUCAAUUUGAUUGACGUUCUAGAAUACGGCCCCAAGUUCACGGGCAUUUUAUAAUUUAAUAUAGAAAUGUUUAGGCACCCUUAUUUAAAAAUCUUAUAAAGAUUACCGCAUUUUCUUAAAUUUAAACUAUACAAACAAUACUGUCUACGUUAAUAAGCUUUUCCAAUAGUUAAUUGAGGGGCGUAUAAAUCACAAUUUUAUAAUUUAAUGU
Molecule: messenger RNA, 3255 nt
Organism: Pieris napi
Lineage: Eukaryota; Metazoa; Arthropoda; Insecta; Lepidoptera; Pieridae
Product: sodium-independent sulfate anion transporter-like
Exons: 13
Coding region: 265-2139 (624 amino acids)
Biological process (GO): transmembrane transport
Cellular component (GO): membrane
Molecular function (GO): sulfate transmembrane transporter activity
Source: RefSeq, a predicted model, not a curated record